Molecule: messenger RNA, 1351 nt
Organism: Momordica charantia (bitter melon)
Lineage: Eukaryota; Viridiplantae; Streptophyta; Magnoliopsida; Cucurbitales; Cucurbitaceae
Source: RefSeq, a predicted model, not a curated record
GUGGCAUCUGAUCUUCCCAAGCUAGUGGAAGGCCUUAAACGUCUGGCAAAAUCAGACCCUAUGGUCGUGUGUACCAUGGAGGAAUCUGGUGAGCACAUUGUUGCCGGUGCUGGAGAACUUCACCUGGAGAUCUGUCUCAAGGAUUUGCAAGACGACUUUAUGGGUGGAGCUGAGAUCAUAAAAUCUGAUCCUGUCGUCUCCUUCCGUGAAACUGUCCUUGAGAGGUCAUGCCGCACAGUGAUGAGUAAAUCCCCCAACAAACACAAUCGUCUGUACAUGGAAGCACGCCCUUUGGAAGAUGGACUGGCAGAGGCUAUUGAUGAUGGCCGCAUUGGCCCACGAGAUGAUCCUAAAGUACGUUCUAAAAUUUUAUCGGAGGAAUUUGGUUGGGACAAAGAUCUUGCUAAGAAGAUCUGGUGUUUUGGUCCUGAGACUCUUGGACCCAAUAUGGUGGUUGAUAUGUGUAAGGGAGUACAAUACCUGAAUGAAAUCAAGGAUUCUGUGGUCGCUGGUUUCCAAUGGGCGUCAAAAGAAGGUGCACUGGCUGAAGAAAACAUGAGAGGCAUCUGUUUUGAAGUAUGUGAUGUGGUCCUUCACGCUGAUGCCAUCCACAGAGGAGGUGGUCAAGUCAUUCCAACUGCUAGGAGGGUAAUAUAUGCUUCUCAGUUGACUGCGAAACCAAGGCUUCUUGAGCCAGUGUACCUGGUGGAGAUUCAGGCUCCGGAGCAAGCUCUUGGUGGUAUCUACAGUGUUCUUAACCAGAAGCGUGGACAUGUCUUUGAGGAGAUGCAGAGGCCCGGAACCCCUCUUUACAACAUCAAGGCAUAUCUCCCUGUUAUUGAGUCCUUUGGGUUCUCGAGCACGCUGAGGGCUGCAACUUCCGGACAGGCAUUCCCACAGUGUGUUUUUGACCAUUGGGACAUGAUGUCGUCGGAUCCAUUAGAAUCUGGUUCUCAGGCUGCUCAGCUAGUCGCAGAUAUCCGCAAGAGGAAGGGGUUGAAGGAGCAAAUGACCCCACUCUCUGAGUUCGAGGACAAGCUGUAAAUCACAUGCGAGGUUAAUUGUUGAGAAGCGCUUAAAAUUUUGCAGUUGGGAGGUUCUAAUUUUUUACUCUCUGUUCUGCCUCAUGGAUAAAUUUUAGUUUUUUUUUCUAGAAGAUUGUGUUGUGUUUGACUAUUUUGUUUUAUUUUUCAUUUUUUUGUUUAAAUGAGAGAGGAUCGUGUUUUGUUAUUCACCGGCUUAAAAUUUCACAAUGAAGUCCAGUACAAUUAGUCUGUUUCCCUGGUUUGGACAUUUUUCGUUUCAUGCCAGCUAUAUUUCUUCAUAAAAGCGACAAUGUAGCUUUUUAUAA